AUGGCGAUCACCAGGACGCUGCACGAGGGAUGGAGCUUCACGCAGGUCGGCAGCGCUAACUGGAAUGGCGCGGUCAAGGCGGGAGAGUGGUUGCCUGUGCAUGAGUUUCCGACGACAGUGCAUGUCGAACUGCUGAAGCAUAAGCGGAUCCCGGACCCAUUCGUGGGUUUGCAUGAGUGGGACGUGCAAUGGGUUGGCGAGGAACCUUGGGAGUUCAAGACCGAGUUCACUGUCUAUCCGUCUGAAAUCGCCUCGCCGUGUGCGGAUCUCGUCUUUGAUGGCUUGGACACUUUCGCGACAGUCACUCUGAACGAGCACAAAAUCCUGGAAACGGACAAUCAAUUCAUCGGUCACCGCGUGUCCGUCAAGCAGUAUCUUGUCCAAGGAAAGAACGAGUUGUCCAUCGUCUUCGCGAGCGCAUUUCGCAAGGGGAGGGAGAUCGAGAAGGCUCACGAGAAGUACAAGUUGUGGAACGGUGAUUCCAGCCGCCUCCAUGUCCGCAAAGCGCAGUACAACUACGGGUGGGACUGGGGCUCAGUACUCAUGACGGUCGGCCCUUGGAAGCCUAUUGCACUCUCGGCCUACGUGUCCCGCAUCACCGAUGUCGACAUUCGCGCGCGCGUCUCUGCCGAUCUCUCCGCAACGCUCGACGUGCGCUUUGCCUUGUCGCGUGACGACCACAACAUCGCAUCCGUGAACCUACGCGCGCCUGACGGCGCGCUCGUCACGAGUCAGAGCAGCGUACGCGUUCACAAGUCCGAAGCACAUGCGCACUUCAAGCUGACCAAGGGUACGUACGAGCUGUGGUAUCCCGUCGGUUAUGGGCGGCAGGCCAUGUAUACAGUCGAGGUCGAGGUGCGGGACCAGAACGGCGGCGUGCUCGACUACAAGUUCCAAAAGAUCGGGUUCCGACGGGUGAGGGUCAUCCAAGAUGAGCUCCUGGACCAAGAGGGACGCACGUUCCUUUUCGAGAUCAACAACAUCAGGGUCUUCUGCGGAGGUUCAAACUGGAUCCCGGCGGAUUCUUUCCUGACCACGAUGACUCGCGAGCGCUACCAAGCGUGGCUGCAACUGCUCGUAGAUGGGAAUCAGAACAUGGUCCGCGUGUGGGGAGGCGGCGUCUAUGAGGCGGAUGACUUCUACGACAUCUGUGAUGAAUUGGGCAUCCUGGUAUGGCAGGAUUUUAUGUUCGGCUGUGGUCAAUACCCCGCGUACGAAACAUUCACGAAGUCUGUCGAGCUCGAGGCAGAACAGAAUGUCAAGCGGAUGAGGCACCAUCCAUCCGUUGUCAUCUUCGCGGGGAACAAUGAAGAUUACCAGCUCGCGGAGGCAAACCACCUCGACCUGGAUUACUCCGACGAGAAGUCGGACUUUCGCAAGACCAACUUCCCGGCGCGAUACAUCUACGAACGGCUGCUGCCCGCGGUGGUCGAGCGAUUAUGCGACGUGCAUUAUCAUCGCAGCUCGCCAUACAGCGGGUUUGGAAAACCGACAACGGAUAGGAACUACGGUGACCUGCAUCAAUGGAACGUCUGGCAUGGUUCGCAGGAGCCGUGGCAUCAUUGGGACAUAUUGUCAGGCCGGUUUGUGUCAGAAUUCGGCAUGGAGGCCUACCCUAACAUCCGCACCGUCGAUUACUGGCUCGGCGGAAAUGCGUCUGAGAGAUAUCCUCAGUCCAGGACAAUGAAUAACCACAACAAAGCGGACGGAUUUGAGAGGAGGCUGGAGCUUUACCUAGUGGAAAAUUUCAAACACUCAUUCGAAAUUGAAAACUAUGUGUACUACACCCAGAUCAUGCAAGCCGAGACCCUUGCUUCCGCGUACCGUCUCUGGAGGCGUAACUGGCGUGGGAAAGGAAGAGAAUACACCGCCGGUGCGCUUGUGUGGCAGAUCAACGACUGCUGGCCCGUGACAUCGUGGGCCAUCGUGGACUACUUCCUGCGUCCGAAGCCUGCGUACUUUGCGAUCAAGCGCGAGCUUCGUCCCUUUACAGUUGGCAUGACCCGCAAGGAGAAGAAGACAUUUGCAGACGACCUGACUGCCGCGUUUUUCACUAUCGAAACCGUCCUUGAGAUCUGGGGCACAAACAGUACGCUGGUUGAGAAGACGGCCACCCUUGAGGUCAUCGCAUUCGACCUGCACUCGGACUGGCGACAGAAGUUCAUCCAGGCGGUAACGCUAGCUCCCAAUUCAAGCACGGAACUGUAUGUGGGGGAGCUUCCUGGACAGCCCACCAGGACCAAGUUGAGUGAGGUGCCCAAGACCAUCGUCGUCUCCGCACGUCUUCUGGAUGGCUCUGGCACCGUUCUUGCGCGAUACUCCAAUUGGCCCGAACCAUACAAAUUCAUCAGUUUUCCCGAAAUUAAAGACCUCGGUUUCGAGAUAACUGUGCUUCCGGAUGGCGAAUCCGUAGAGUUGUCGACUAAGAAGCCGAUUAAAGGCAUCGUGCUCGACGUCGAAGGAGAAGAUGCACGGUGGAGCGACCAGGCUAUUGAUCUUGUGCCAGAUGACCCACAGGUGGUCAAGGUCGUGGGAUUGAAGGGCAGAGAGGUCAAGGCGAGGUUCCUCGGAGAUGGGGUAGCCUGA
Messenger RNA from Laetiporus sulphureus 93-53, 2586 nucleotides. Its product is annotated as glycoside hydrolase family 2 protein. The record is from RefSeq and is a predicted model, not a curated record. Lineage: Eukaryota; Fungi; Basidiomycota; Agaricomycetes; Polyporales; Laetiporaceae. Bases 1 to 2586 code for a protein of 861 amino acids. Gene Ontology annotation, biological process: carbohydrate metabolic process; glycoprotein catabolic process. The transcript is spliced from 22 exons. Gene Ontology annotation, molecular function: beta-mannosidase activity.